Messenger RNA from Teleopsis dalmanni, 1776 nucleotides. RefSeq names its product DNA polymerase III subunit alpha-like. Gene Ontology annotation, biological process: DNA replication. NCBI's taxonomy places the organism in Eukaryota, Metazoa, Arthropoda, Insecta, Diptera, Diopsidae. The transcript is spliced from 3 exons. Gene Ontology annotation, molecular function: 3'-5' exonuclease activity. Bases 1 to 1776 code for a protein of 591 amino acids. The record is from RefSeq and is a predicted model, not a curated record.
AUGAUGCGACAUGGUCAAGAAGAUGAAGAUCGUGUUAAUCAAACAUUAUUGGCUUUUGCGAGAAAACAUAAUGUAAAAAUAGUUGCUACAAAUAAUACCUAUUAUAUCAAUCAAAAUGAUUCUAAUGCACAUGAUAUUUUAUUAUGCGUAAGGGAUGCAGAAAAACAGUCUACACCAAUUGGUAGAGGUAGAGGUUUUCGUUUUGGUUUACCAAAUCAAGAAUAUUAUUUUAAGUCGGAAGCUGAAAUGAAACAAUUAUUUCAAGAUAUUCCAGAAGCAAGAUGUAUUACUUCCAAUUUUGAUAUUCCAGCUGAAUUAGGGUGCGUUCGGAUGAUGAAAGAUAAUUUACAGAUUGGAGGAAAAAGAGGUGAAAAUGCCCUAAAUUUAAAAGACUAUUUAACUUAUAAGGGAGCGGAGAAACGUAUAUCCAGAAAUUACAGACGAAAUAAUGAACGUUUAGAUUUCGAAUGGCCAGGUCGUGGUUCUGCAGCAGGUUCUGCAGUUGCUUAUUGUUUAGGAAUUACAAACCUUGAUCCUAUCCAGUACGAUUUACUUUUCGAGCGUUUCUUGAAUCCUGAUCGUGUAUCGAUGCCCGAUAUUGAUAUCGAUUUUGAUGAUGAAGGACGAUCAUUGGUUAUGGAUUAUGUAAUUGAUAAAUAUGGUGCAAAUCAGGUAGCACAAAUUAUAACAUACGGUACAAUGGCAGCUAAAUCUUCUAUAAAAGAUACUGCUCGUGUGCUAGAUUUACCUUUGUUUGAUGCCAAUAGAGUUGCAGGAUUAAUUCCUAAUAUGAAACUGGCUAAAAUAUUUAAUUUAGAUGAUAAUGCAUUGAAAGGUGCAUUAAAAGCUGAAGAAUUAGAAGCUGUCAAUGAAUUAAAACGUCUUUCGAAUGGAAAUGAUUUGGCUGCAGAAACUAUUCAGCAAGCAAAAAUAUUAGAAGGUUCUGUUCGUAAUACAGGUAUUCAUGCAUGUGGAGUUAUUAUUACGCCAGAUGAUAUUACAAAUUUUGUUCCUGUAACAACAGCUAAAGAUUCUGAUUUAUAUGUAACACAAUUUGAUAACUCGGUAGCUGAAAGUGCAGGAUUAUUAAAAAUGGACUUUUUAGGGCUAAAAACAUUAACCUUAAUAAAAGAUACCGUAAAACUUGUAAAAGCUAGAACAGGAAUUGAAAUUAAUCCUGAUGAAAUUCCUAUUGAUGAUGUAAAAACAUACGAGCUUUUCCAACGAGGAGAAACAGUAGGGGUUUUCCAGUACGAAUCGCCUGGAAUGCAGAAAUACAUGAAAGAUCUUCGUCCUACUGUAUUUGCAGAUUUAAUUGCGAUGAAUGCUUUAUAUCGUCCAGGGCCAAUAGAAUAUAUUCCUUCUUUCGUGCGUCGUAAAAAUGGAGAAGAACCAAUUUCGUACGAUUUGGAUGCAAUGGAAGAAUAUUUAGCAGAAACGUAUGGUAUUACCGUAUAUCAGGAGCAAGUAAUGCUACUUUCUCAGAAAUUAGCAGGUUUUUCUAAAGGUGAUGCCGAUGUAUUGCGUAAAGCAAUGGGGAAAAAGCAGAAAGCAGUUUUGGAUAAAAUGAAACCUAAGUUUGUAGAACAAGCAGCAGAAAAAGGUCAUGAUCCCAAAGUUUUAGAAAAAAUAUGGACAGAUUGGGAAGCUUUCGCAUCGUAUGCCUUCAAUAAAUCUCACUCAACUUGUUAUGCAUGGAUUGCUUAUCAAACAGCUUAUUUUAAAGAAACAUUAUCAGCUAAUAAUGCUGCAGUACUUUCAAAUAAUGAUGAAUGA